Hemibagrus wyckioides is the source of this 5973-nucleotide messenger RNA. RefSeq names its product peptidase domain containing associated with muscle regeneration 1a (gene pamr1a). The transcript has 12 exons. NCBI's taxonomy places the organism in Eukaryota, Metazoa, Chordata, Actinopteri, Siluriformes, Bagridae. Gene Ontology annotation, biological process: proteolysis. Gene Ontology annotation, molecular function: serine-type endopeptidase activity; calcium ion binding. The coding region runs from base 134 to 2542 and encodes 802 amino acids. The record is from RefSeq and is a predicted model, not a curated record.
UUACGUCACAGCAGCAAUUCAGUGGUGAGUCUUUCAGUGUGCUUCAGAGAGAGUUGGAUGAGAGAGUGUGACUGAAUGAGAGAGUCUGUGGGAAGAUAAAUUAAUAGUAGGUAGUAGCGCCCUUGGAGAAAGAAUGGUCUUGUUCAUAAUAAGCAGAGGAUUCUGGAUGCUUUCUUUACACAAACAGCAAUCAUUUGUUCUACCUCUUUUCUUAUGUGCCCUUCAGUUCUGCUGUUCAGUGAUAACCUGGCCAUAUGUGUCCAGAGUGCAGGAGGAUAAGUGUCCUGGUCCUCACUGGAAUGCCAUGUGUCGGUCCUGCUGCGAGUAUGAGCUGAUCCGUUGUAAGUGUCCAUCUGAGAGGACACGGGUGGGUUACGCUGUGCCCUGCUGCCGCAACGACAUCCACCAGUGUGACCCCUGUAUCAUCCACCAGGGCUGCAGUGUGUUUGAUAACUGUAAGAGAUGUGAUAAUGGCACAUGGAAGGCAAAGGAUGAUUUCUACAUCAGUGGAAAGUACUGCACUGAGUGUCGAAAGGGAUGGUCUGGCGGGGACUGUCUCACAUGUGGAGAAGUAAUACGGAGGCCUCAAGGUCAUGUGACCCUGGAGACUUAUCCAGUCAAUGCCAAAUGUGACUGGACACUCCAAGUCAGCAAUGGGUUGGCCAUGGAAUUCAGGUUUACGAUGCUUAAUCUGGAGUUUGAUCACCGGUGUCGCUACGACUUUGUAGAGCUCAGAGAUGGCGACAGCAUUCAAUCGCCUCUGAUCGGCCGAUACUGUGGAGACAAAAUCCCGCCACCAAUCAGGAGCUCAGGAAACUCGCUGCAUAUCCAUUUCGUUUCAGACGGCUAUAAUAAUUAUGACGGUUUCUCUGCUACGUUUCAGGAACUCUCAGUGUGCAACCCCAAUCCGUGUAUGAACGGCGGUAUUUGUUCACUGGAUACAGUUAAAACUUUCCGCUGUGCUUGCCCAGCAGGUUACACAGGUCUACAGUGUGAGAACAAAUCUGGCUGUGUAACCCCUCAGAAGCCUGCUCAUGGGGACCUUUUCCUGCUGUACGACAACGGAGACAUCGCCACUAGCGUUCGGUACCUGUGCUUUAAACCUUACAAGCUUAGAGGAGUCUCACAGAGGUUGUGUCUGUCCAACGGCACCUGGAGUGGGACAGCUCCCACAUGCACCAGAGACACAGAAGUCAUAAGGAAACAAUGCCCCCCGUUAUCACAGCUACAUCACGGAUACUUAAAGAUUAUCGGCUCAUCCGGUGUUAUAGAGAGCGUAGAAUUUUCCUGCAAUAAUUCUUAUGUCCUCAGUGGAAACUCCAAAAGAACAUGCCAGCUCGAUGGAACCUGGAGCGGCAGGCAGCCACAGUGUAUUAAAGCUUGUCGGGAACCAAAGAUUUCAAAGCUAGUGCGACAGAAGGUCUUGAAGCCACAAAUUCCAUUAAGGAAGAGUCCACUUCACAGGCUCUACUCCUCCCUCCAGCCUCAUGAAAGCGAAAGCAGCAGUAUAGAGAUAGUGCAGGUUGAAUUACCGACAGGAUUCCAUCACCUCUACACAAGCAUAGAGUAUGAGUGCAUCUCUCCUCUAUACCAGCACUCUGGAAGUGCUCGCCGGACAUGCCUUAAAACUGGGAAGUGGAGUGGACGCCAUGUUACCUGUUUACCAGUCUGUGGUAAGCUCUCAUCCAAACCUCAGAACCUGGCACAAACCCACUGGCCAUGGCAUGCAGCCAUAUACCACCGUCUUCCUGACCACACCAGUCCCAUUACAGGGACAACCAGCAGACAAGGGGACAUGUUUUCUGCAGAUGACUAUGACUACUGGCAGGAGAAGAGCAUGGAGGAGACGUGGCAUCUGGUGUGCAGUGGUGCUUUGGUGAGCCAGCAUGCUGUCCUGGUGCCAGCACACUGUGUAACUGAGUCUGGACACUCACUACCCUACAACAUGGCUGAUCUAAAAGUAGUGCUGGGAGAGAAUAAGAGGCUUCAGCACCUGAAGGUCUCAGAGGUCCUGGUUCAUCCCAGCUAUGAUUCUACUGGAUUUGACUCCGACCUAGCUAUACUGAAGCUAGUGGAGAAGGCGAGGAUCAGCGAGUUCAUUUCUCCUGUGUGCUUGCCUCGUCUGCAGGGAGGGGAGCUCACUGUGAACCAGGCUUACAUCACUGGCUGGUCGGUAGCAAAAAAGCAUGAAACACACUCUCAAGUGGCUCAGACCGGAACGAUUGAACUAACCGAUGUGUUGCAGUGCGAAAGACAGUAUGCUAAACAAGGGUUUGCCAAUAGCAUUACUGAUAAUAUGUUGUGUGGGAGACAGCAUCCUAUCAGUUCUAGUACAGUCUGCCCUGCCAGAUCAGGGGGAAUCAUACUUUUACCUACUGCACCACAGCACAGGAGAGCAAAAGAUAACAUCUCUGCGACAAUCUGGGAACUGCUGGGCCUGGUGAGCUUUGGUUUCGAUGUGCAAAACUGUAAUCCACGCUUGUACACAGUGUACACACGAGUGGGCAACUUUAAGAAAUGGAUUGAGAAUAACAUGAAGUAAUAUUCGCUUAGCAUACAGAUGUGACAAAUCAGGAAAUGGACAAUAGCACAAUGGAAUGGAUUUAUGUGUAAGGAACUGCUGAUGUCAUUAUAAAAAUGUUAUGAAGUGUGUGUUGCUAUAUUUUGCAUCAUUUUCAACAGAAUGUUUUGCAAAUUGUGUGUGUGCGAUACUUUGUUUAUACUUUGUUUAUUGUGUUAAGUAUCACACAUACAACAAGUUCUUCAGCACAAUCAUAAAUCUUUAGGGCAUCAGUUCAAGCCUGUUAUCAGCCUGUGUCUUGCCAAACAUGUUUGUACUCUUACAUGCACAGACAAGAAUUUUUUGUCUGUGUGAGGCCAUUUGGACUCUUAUAAUCUUCAACUGGUUUCAACCACUACAGAUUCAGUAACAUUUCAACUCUAUUUCCUUCUGAUCCACUGUCCAGAGCUCAGCUUCUUUAUGUAUUAUAAAGUCACUCUUGUGUUUGAGCUCCAUAAGCUCAUCCUUUGUCUCUGGUUAUGAUCCACAGAGAGCUUAUACGUGUCAAGUUUAUUUGGCUGUUGCCUGGAUUAGUAGUCUAAUUACAUGCAGACCACCUCCGAGUAAAAGAAUGGUGUACAUUUUGAAUACUACUGUUUUACAAAAAUAUGAGAAGGCCUACAACUAAUCUAAAACAAGAGCAGAGACAUUUUCUCGUCUUCUCUACAUCACCCGAUCAAUUUGACUAAAAGGGGCUAAAAUACUUAUAGUCAUUCAAAUUAAAAACCAACACUGAGCAGGUUUUUAUUUAGAAAAUUAAACAGCACAUGAGGUUUUAUCAUGUCCUCAGGCCUGCAGUCUUUUCACAAGCCAAAGCUCACUGUUUUAGUUCUGGUCAUUAAGAAUUAACCUCAGCCUCAAUGAUUAAUGCUUUAAAAUCUGUGUGGACAAAUUGGGUAAAAGAGCUCAAUACUGUAUUCUGGACCAUCAUCCAUCAUUGCAAGUUUAAACCAAAACACAUGGUAAUAAAACUUUGUUUCUAACUCACUCCCUUCGCUUGUAUUUUUAACAAGUAGAUUAAUAACAGGUGACUCAUACACUGAAACCGCUCUCAAAAUAUUUGUUCUGUAUAGCGACUUAAAAUGUGUGAAGAUGGAAUGAGAUUGAAGUAAAGUAAGAGGUAAUAAGAGUUUUUAGACGGCCGAGUUAUUUCUAGUCCGGGUUUAUAAAGGGCUCAGUGCUGACUGAUCAUCCCGUGUUUCUGUAAAUAGAUAAGAUUAGGUUGGGUCACUUGCAUAUCUGUGUAUAAGAGCAUGUAGAGGACAUUCACUUUAUCUGAUGCGGCAAAGCAAGGAAAACUGUUGUAGGAAAUUGUCACGCAUGAAUGGUAGGUGCAGCUGAGUCAGGGAACAUAAAAAAACGAUCAUCUUACAGCAUGUGAAUUUUCUCCGUUAUCACACCGGUUUAACUGCCAGUGAGGUUGCAUGCAUUUACGGUCAUGUUCCAAUGUGGGCAAAAUGACUUUUUUGUGGAACUACCACAUACAUAAAUGUAAUAUUCAAUAGAGUAAAAUAUUUAAAAAUAAAUAAAUAAAUGAUUUAGGUGCACGGAUUUGUAAAACCAAUUUAUUUACUUUAAUUUAAAUUGUAAAAUGUAAACAUAUCAAAACUUUAAUGCUUCCUAAAUAGGGUCAAAACUGGGCCUGAAUCUUGAGAACAAACUAAAUAAAAAUUAAUUCUUCGUGGAAAGUUCAGAACUAAAAAAUUUCUUUAGCUCUAAUAAAGAGGCAAAAUAUAAUUCCACACAUUUAAAUACAGGCCCAAAAUUUAAAUACAGUAUGUUCAUAAAAUAAAUUUGCACUUUAUUUUGUACAGUUAUAUUGUGAUAGUAUUGACAGUUCUGGCUAUUUUUUAAGCUACUGACCUCCUGAAAGCCACACAUGCAAAAAUUAGCAUCACUGCUAUAUGCAACAUACUUGGCUAGCAUGUGGCUAUACACAGUGGAACCUCGGCAUAUAAAUGCUCUCCCUUGCGAAUUUUCGUCUUAAGAAUUGAAAUUUUGCAAGAAAUUCGUAUCGAAUUGAAGCAAACUGUUUAUGAAUUUUACGAAAUAUUUUCCAGUCAGUCAAAAAAGAGUUUUGAAAAAAGUCAGUUUCAAAAGAGUCAACCCACGAUACCAGCGUUGCCUUUGACAUGCAUUCAGAUUGGUGGUCAGUUCUUUGUAAGCAGCCAUACAGUUUACAUACGCUUCGUAUUGGUAAUAUUUUUGGGUGGCUGAAACAGAUUAUCUGCAUUUACAAUUUUUCCUAUAGCAUAAUUCAUUUUGCAGUACAAAAUUUCACCCUAAGAACUCACUUCCAGAACGAAUUACAUUUGUACACCAAGGUUAAAUUGUAUACGUAUACCCAUAUAUGGUCCUGUUGCCACAAAACUGGAAGCAUAGAACUGCCUAGAAAGAGUUUGUAUGCUGUAGAAGUAUGAUUUCCCUUCACUAGCACAAAGAAGCCCAAACCUGUCCAGCAUGACGAUGGUACUGUGCAUAAAGCACAAAGCAAAGUUUCUAAAGUUUUGCCAAGGUUAGUGUGGAAAAACCUGCAUAGAUCCCUGACAUCAAGUGACUGAAAACCUUUGGGAUGAACUGGAACGCUGACUUUACCUCAGGCUUCCUCAUCUAACAUCUGAACAGCACCUGAAUAAUGCUCUUAUGGCUGCAUGAUCACAAAUACCCACAACAACAUCUACAAAUCUAAAAUCUAGUGGAAAGCCUUCGCCAAAGAGUAGAGGUAAUUAUAACAGGAAAGGAGGGCUAGAUUUGGAUAUGGGAAGUCCAAAAAGCAAAUAUGGGAGUGAUUGAUCAGAGGUCCACAGAGGUCAGACCAACAAUGAAAUAUCUCUUAAAUUUUCCAUUUGUUCUUUCGCACUUUAGCUAGAAUGGGAUAACAUAAAAAUCAUCUGAAGAAGAUCACAUGAGGAUAACAGGCUGAAUUAGCAUAGUAAUAUAUGCUUAAUUAUUAUAAUGAUAAUAAUAAUAAUAAUAAUUAUUAUUAUUAUUAUUUAUUUUGUAGGUGAAAAAAUCAUUUACUACUGUAUAUCCCGAAGCAAAUUGCAAUUCAUCUUUUAUUCUCCACGUUUCAAGUCUCUCAGUUAUUUCUUAGAAAUCUGUGUGAUUGCAUCAUAAGCAUAGUUACUGAUUGCAAGGGCUGUGCACAUCAAGCAGUACAGUUGUAUGUAAGAAUCUGUUCUUUUGCUACCGCAGAAUAAAGCUAAAACAAUUAAAAUUAGCUUGUGUGUGAAAUUUACUGUAUCGGGUCAAAAUGUAUGUAGUAAAAAGUGUGACAUUUCUUUGCACACACCCUCUACAUGUAGUUUCCUUGCUAUAUAUGAAAAAAAAAAAAAAGAAAUAAGCAAUUUCCAAACUUGUAAUUAGAAGCUUUUGUGUCCUUAUUAAACAUUUGUGCACAUAAUUGCUUUGAG